Messenger RNA from Mycena indigotica, 780 nucleotides. Its product is annotated as Ras guanyl-nucleotide exchange factor. Gene Ontology annotation, molecular function: guanyl-nucleotide exchange factor activity. The transcript is spliced from 5 exons. Gene Ontology annotation, biological process: positive regulation of GTPase activity; Ras protein signal transduction. NCBI's taxonomy places the organism in Eukaryota, Fungi, Basidiomycota, Agaricomycetes, Agaricales, Mycenaceae. The coding region runs from base 1 to 780 and encodes 259 amino acids. The record is from RefSeq and is a predicted model, not a curated record. Gene Ontology annotation, cellular component: plasma membrane.
AUGAGAAUAUGCCAUUUAUUGGAAGAAUGGAUAAGAGACUAUCCUUACGACUUCAAGGUCCGCGGUACACCCAGCGCCCUGUCUGCCCUUUUCAAAUCCAUGACCUCCAAAACCUACCUUCUCCAUUAUGGCGCUGAUUUUCUUCCUUUCCAUGAGCUACUUCCGAACUUGGUCGACAAGGAUGCCGCUGAUUAUCCCGAAGACGAGAGCGACUAUGAUGACGACGAGAAGAGCGCUGUUCUCACGCUCGGCAGCCCCCAUAGCUCUGAUCCAGAGCUCCCGGCCGCAGCUCGCUCUCCCUCUAGUAAAGUCAAGACUCCCGCUACCUCCAGAGAGCACAAAGGAAGCAUUCCGUUUUCCGCCAAACUCGUCUGCGCGCCGCCUGCUCUCAACGGACCAGGCCUCGAGUCCGAGAAUAUUGCCCAAGAAAUUACGCGACUGGAAUUGUUCUUGGAUAUCAAGCCCAGACAUUGGUUGCGGUACCCUUUUGUGUCAGGCAAGAAGGAUCCAGCAACUAAUUCAAUCGCUCGGCUCAACGACUUCUCUAACCAUCUAGCUGUCUGGGUGGUUUCGAUGAUUCUAUGUCACGACAAGCACAAGAUGCGGGCCAAACUGAUCGAAAAGAUGGUCAAAAUUGCCCAGAAGUUGCGGGGUCUUAACUACUACGCUGCACUGCGAGCGUUUGUCGCCGGGAUCAACCAUUCAACAUUUCCUGGCGAUCCAAUCAUGGAACAUAUCAAAGCCAAAUCGCCAGACCAGGAAUGGACGACUACAUUUUGA